Messenger RNA from Candidozyma duobushaemuli, 936 nucleotides. RefSeq lists its product as uncharacterized. The coding region runs from base 1 to 936 and encodes 311 amino acids. The record is from RefSeq and is a predicted model, not a curated record. Lineage: Eukaryota; Fungi; Ascomycota; Pichiomycetes; Serinales; Metschnikowiaceae. The transcript has a single exon.
AUGUCGUUGAUAACCAACCAGCAGCAGAGUGUCAUAGACGCUGCUAUAGAUUCAUACAUAUCCACUCACGACAAUGUCGCAUAUCAAUACUUGAAGUUUCGCCAGAGCGUGCUUGAAAUCGUGAAGCAGAUACAAAAAGAGAAGGAAGAUGGAGAAGUCUCAGAGGAAUCGUUCAAACGACUCCAGGAACUCAAUUUUGAAAAUGAAAAAUAUAAAGUGUCAUAUCCCGCCUAUGUGGAGCGUCUAUCGGGAAGGAUUGAUUUUGCUGGGAGCAACACGCCACAGUAUCUCAGUGAACUAGAGAAGAACUACGUUGAGCUUUCCAAAGAGAACGAAGAGCUCAAGGCCAAUCUCGCAACAUUGCGUGAAGAAUACGCUCCCAUUGCUGAAAGAAUGGCGAAGAUGGUUGGUAAAUUUGAAUUUUCAUUCACAAACAGGGGUAGAGGUCCCAGUACGAUAGGUUUCAGGGAAAGAGCACCCAACCCCAACGGUACCUUUAUUGACUACCAAAGCACAGUUUUCGACAAAAGCGAGAUUCAAGAGUCGCUCAAGUCUCUUGACGACGAGCUCAAGAACCUCAAAACCGUGGACGAGAUUGACGAAGGUGAAGACGAGAACCCCAAAACAGAAACAAAACAGCAUUCUAUUGACACACUCAAGCGCUUGAACGAGCUACUAGACUGGCUGAAAGCGGCACGCCGCUUGGACUCGCUGCAAAUAUCGUUUGACUUGUCACGUUCGAUGAAUACUCCCAAAGACGCCAAGUCAAUGACAGUAGACGACUACGAACAGACCAUUCAGGCUCUAGCGAGAGAAAUCAAGGAUCUCGUAGGUCGUGGCGCCAUCGCCAAGGAGAGGUGGUUGGUGAACGCCAAAAAACUACAAGCCAUCGAGACAUUGCUCAACAGCUUCGACGAGUCCAUGGAAGUGGACUAG